This is a messenger RNA of Aureobasidium pullulans EXF-150, 1122 nucleotides long. RefSeq lists its product as uncharacterized. The record is from RefSeq and is a predicted model, not a curated record. Lineage: Eukaryota; Fungi; Ascomycota; Dothideomycetes; Dothideales; Saccotheciaceae. The transcript has 2 exons. Gene Ontology annotation, molecular function: zinc ion binding. Bases 1 to 1122 code for a protein of 373 amino acids.
AUGGCCACAAUGUUCAAACGAGUGCCCAAAGUCGACACAGCGACGACUUUAUCAGCGACCAACAACAGCAGCAGCAAUAGCGGAGGCGUUCGUGGACGCGGUAGCACAUUCACGCGCCGCCCUGGUCGGCAGAAGCUGACUGGCCUGUUUGCACAUGGAAUUUGGCAUUGCGACUGCGAUUGCGAGCCUCGCCUUCCUGCCGAACACUUCCAGGUGAAGAAAGAGAGCGCAAACAAAGGCAGAUGGUUCUACACCUGCCAGAACGGAGAGGGACGUAGAUGCGGUUUCUUUCUCUGGGAUGAUGAUGCAAAACCACGAGAAGCAGCUGCUGUCCUGAGUAACUCCAGAACGGAACCUAGGACGACGCUGAAUAAGCCCUUGUCCCCUGUACAUCAAUCGCCUCAGACAACGCAAUCAAGCACUUCAACCUUGAGUCAUCCCAUCAGUGCUUUGAAACGACCACUUUCCGACACCGGUUUUGAUGAUGCUGAUGACCAUGAUUCUUUUCCCUGGUCGCUAUCAGGCCAAGAGGAGGCAGAGAUUCUCAAUGUACCAGAAACGCCGCGCAAGGCAGUCAAGUUCGAUGCUCUCGCCACGCCAGCAACUAGCGUGCAUAGGAAGCUGCCAUGGAUUGACAACUCUGCCAACUUGCCUUCUGCAAUCUCAGCGAGAAGGACACCCUCCAAAGACACUGCUCUGCCUGGACUGACUACACCAUCACACUCGAGAUUAGCUGCUGUACAACAAGGUGCCUUGACACCGCAGGUCACUCCAAGUCCCUUACGCUUUCGUGAUUCAUCAGCAGAUGCGUCGUCUCCCCGAUCCACACUUACUGCUGAUGUUUUAGCCGCUUUUGACACCGCAGAAGUCACACUACCAGGUGAAUUAUCUUCAAAGCUUCGAGAUGUCUUGACACGUCACGAAUUACGCACUCAGGGAGUGAUCCAAGGGAGAGAAAUUACUCGACUUGCUUUGAAAGCUCGCGACGCGAAGGUUGUCGAGCUUCAAGCCACAAUCGCGAGCCUCGAAGCUGAAAGAGAAGUCGACCAAGCUCGCAUCAGAAGUCUUGAAUGGGAGAAAGAGAUCUUGGCCAAAGGUCAAGAAUUCGACACAGAGUUGUAA